AUGUCCUUCAAUAACCUUAUGAGACGGAGGGCCUCACGUUCGGCCAUUCAGGCCACGAUAGCAGAGACAAACCGCAAUUAUCCUUGUGACCUGGGCGAUGAGUUCGAAUUUGAGUCUGAAACUCAAAGUUUAGGUGGUCUAGAGGAUGUUAGAGUGCUGAAUGACCCUACAGGUAAUACUAUCAGUGAAAGUUCUAAAGCUACUGCGAAUAAUACCGAUGUGCGGACCGAUGAACUGGCGAUCCUAUCAACUUCUAGCUCUACUUCGGAAUCGAUACCACAAAGCAAUCAACGACAGUUUCUUUACUCAUUGACUUCUAAUAACUCACAAAGAAUUGAUGAAUGGUGUAUGAAUAGCGAACUAAGUGGACUCACGGAAGCAAAUAUGGCUUUAAAUCCCUCUACGACUUGUUCCAGAGUACAAGAUAUGGUCAAUUCUUGGGGUUUGGAUCAUGAUGGAAUACCACCAGAGGCUCUAGGGAAGAAUGUUACAAUACUGGCAGCCAAACCAGAUAAUUAUUCUGCAGGGUUGUUGAAAGGUCUCAGUGAUGAACAAGUUAUCAUCGUUAAACAAUUGACGAAAGAACUGUUGCCUUUGUUGAGGAAUAGUCGUCGAACACAUUCUGUGUUUACAAAUCGAUAUAGAGAUAUUCCCUCUGUUUUCCCACAAAGAGAUCUAAUACUUGCUUGUUCUCUGCGAUACAACGACUCGGAUUCUGAUGUCGUCACACAAUCAGGCUUAUCUGAAAGUCUUGCUACCAUUAGCCUUGAUGAUACCCGUUCAAAUUCGUCAUUGACAAGUAUUUCACGGUUGGGUUGGACUUUGGUCCCAAGGUUAACAGAGAAUGAUCUACGAUAG
This is a messenger RNA of Torulaspora delbrueckii, 858 nucleotides long. It is a transcript of the gene ATG36, whose product is annotated as Atg36p. Bases 1 to 858 code for a protein of 285 amino acids. The transcript has a single exon. NCBI's taxonomy places the organism in Eukaryota, Fungi, Ascomycota, Saccharomycetes, Saccharomycetales, Saccharomycetaceae. The record is from RefSeq and is a predicted model, not a curated record.